This is a messenger RNA of Fusarium graminearum PH-1, 1287 nucleotides long. RefSeq lists its product as uncharacterized. The record is from RefSeq and is a predicted model, not a curated record. Lineage: Eukaryota; Fungi; Ascomycota; Sordariomycetes; Hypocreales; Nectriaceae. Bases 1 to 1287 code for a protein of 428 amino acids. Gene Ontology annotation, biological process: regulation of transcription by RNA polymerase II. The transcript has 2 exons. Gene Ontology annotation, molecular function: DNA-binding transcription factor activity, RNA polymerase II-specific; zinc ion binding.
AUGCGUAAACCCCACAAGAAAUCUCGGCUUGGCUGCCAAACCUGCAAAAGAAGAAAGAUUAAGGUUAGUAGUGUUGACUUACCCAGCCGUCGCUCAUCCCAUUUCAACCUAGCCUUUUCUUUCUGCCUACCCGAGUGCGACGAAGUGAAACCGCAAUGCGGUAAAUGCAUUCAGUUUGGUGUCUGGUGCGACUUCUCUCCUCAGCCACCACGACCGCACGCUUCUCCUUAUCCCCGAUCCGAAUCUCAACCACGGGGCCCAGGGCGUCCCAGAUCAGACUGGGAAUCUUGGGCUGAGCAGAUUCAAUGUCACGCGGCUGAAUCUGCUACAGAACGCUCCGAGCAUCUAAAUACUAUGGAUCUUGAGCUCUUCCACAACUACAUGACCAAGACCGCAAACACCCUUCACGACGGCACGCAACCCCAUCUUUGGUCCGAAGGUGCGCCUCGAGUAGGAUUCCAGCAUAACUGCAUACUGAAACUUAUACUCUCGUUAUCAUCAUAUCAUCUGGCCAAACUCAAACCUAUUGAUAAGCCCCGAUAUUUAUUGACUGCGGAAACACAUUUGACGACUGCGUUGCAGCCAGCGACGGUAUUGAUUAGUCGCCUUGGUGGAGCUAAUAGCCCAGCUGCGUAUUUGACAUCCGUGCUAAUAUGCUUUGUGGCUCUUGCUAAAGGUCCGAGUCCUGGGAAUAUUCUUCUUACCAAUAUCGAAGGGCACGUUUCAUGGCUUCAUCUCCUUCGGGGCGUACGUUCUGUCGUUGAAGUAGCAGGCUGGUCAGGGAUAUUUUCGGGUGUACUGGCAGAAUAUGCCCCAAUACCCAGCGGCGAUAUUACAGAAGACAGCACAGCGACCGACACAGCCUUGAUGGUCGAGGGCAUCGAAGACUGGCGCUCUUCCUUGACAGAUAUCUCGCAUGCGAUUAAUGGAACUACCGAGGGGAAGCUCAAAAACGCUUACGAACAUGAGUUAGGAGCACUCAAGAGCUGUUUUGAAAGGACGUUUGGCAGGAGGAAAAACGCUGCUCUCGAUGCAGUCGGCAAGCUUGAAGAUGUUAUAGGCUGGAUUUACCGGCUUGAAGAUGAUUACAUGGAAGGGUUGCGCCAAAGAGACCUAAUCCCGAUGGUCAUCUUGGGACAUUUCUGUGUGUUACUUCGUACAGUUGAGGUCCGACAUUGGUUCAUACACGAAUGGGCAUCCCAUAUUAUGAAGGAGAUCCUCGCUAUCUCCCAAGACUCUCGUCAGUGGCUCUCCUGGCCAAUCUCAUAUCUCAACUUACAGGAAUAG